AACGCCUCCGCCAGGAAGGGGCCCGAGGGCAAGUACCCGCUGCACUACCUCGUGUGGCACAACCGCCACCGCGAGCUGGAGAAGGAGGUCCGCGCCGGCCAGGUGGACAUCGAGCAGCUGGAUCCCCGUGGUCGGACCCCUCUGCACCUGGCUACCACGCUGGGGCACCUCGAGUGUGCCCGGGUGCUCCUGGCGCACGGCGCAGACGUGGGCAGGGAGAAUCGCAGUGGCUGGACAGUGCUUCAGGAGGCUGUGAGUACCCGGGACCUGGAGCUCGUGCAGCUGGUGCUGCGGUACCGGGACUACCAGCGGGUGGUGAAGCGGCUGGCGGGCAUCCCCGUGCUCCUGGAGAAGCUGCGCAAGGCCCAGGACUUCUACGUGGAGAUGAAAUGGGAGUUCACCAGCUGGGUGCCCCUGGUGUCCAAGAUCUGCCCUAGUGACACCUACAAAGUGUGGAAGAGUGGGCAGAACCUGAGGGUGGACACCACACUCCUGGGCUUUGACCACAUGACAUGGCAGCGAGGGAACCGCAGCUUCGUCUUCAGGGGCCAAGACACGAGCGCUGUGGUCAUGGAGAUUGACCACGACCGCCGCGUAGUGUAUACAGAGACGCUGGCACUGGCUGGGCAGGACCGGGAGCUGCUGCUGGCCGCCGCCCAGCCCACCGAGGAGCAGGUGCUGAGCCGGCUCACUGCGCCUGUCGUCACCACACAGCUCGACACCAAGAACAUCUCCUUUGAGAGGAACAAGACUGGCAUCCUGGGCUGGCGCAGUGAGAAGACCGAGGUGGUGAACGGGUAUGAAGCCAAGGUAUAUGGGGCGUCCAAUGUGGAGCUCAUCACUCGGACCCGCACAGAGCACCUUUCUGAACAGCACAAAGGCAAGGUCAAAGGCUGUAAGACGCCUCUGCAGUCCUUCCUGGGAAUUGCUGAGCAGCAUGGGGGCCCCCAAAAUGGGACCCUGAUCACUCAGACUCUGAGCCAAGCCAACCCCACUGCCAUCACUGCAGAAGAAUACUUCAACCCCAACUUUGAGCUUGGCAACCGUGACAUGGGCCGCCCCAUGGAACUGACUACCAAGACACAGAAGUUCAAGGCCAAGCUGUGGCUGUGCGAGGAGCAUCCCCUGUCCCUGUGUGAGCAGGUGGCCCCCAUCAUUGACCUCAUGGCGGUCAGCAAUGCGCUUUUUGCCAAGCUCCGGGACUUCAUCACCCUGCGCCUGCCUCCUGGCUUCCCAGUCAAGAUUGAAAUCCCGAUCUUCCACAUUCUCAAUGCCCGCAUCACCUUUGGGAACCUCAAUGGCUGCGACGAGCCGGUGCCAUCGGUGCGAGGCAGCCCCCGCAGCGAGACCCCCUCGUGCCGCGGCUGUGAGAUCUCCCCGGCCUUGUUUGAGGCCCCGCGUGGCUACAGCGUGUUGGGUGGUCAGCGGGAGGCAGCGACCCGUGACGACGAUGACGACCUCCUGCAGUUCGCCAUCCAGCAGAGCCUGCUUGAGGCGGGCAGUGAGUACGACCAGGUCACCAUCUGGGAGGCACUAACCAACAGCAAGCCAGGCACCCACCCCAUGUCCUGUGAGGGUCACCGACAGGACAGCUGCGGCUGGCGAUGGAGCUGUCAGCGCAGGAGCAGGAGGAGCGGCGGCGGCGCGCGCGCAGGGAGGAGGAGGAGCUGGAGCGCAUCCUGCGGCUGUCCCUCACCGAGCAGUAGCGCCCCCUGCCGGGCCC
Tupaia belangeri chinensis (Chinese tree shrew) is the source of this 1723-nucleotide messenger RNA. RefSeq names its product ankyrin repeat domain 13B (gene ANKRD13B). Lineage: Eukaryota; Metazoa; Chordata; Mammalia; Scandentia; Tupaiidae. Gene Ontology annotation, cellular component: cytoplasm. The record is from RefSeq and is a predicted model, not a curated record. Gene Ontology annotation, molecular function: protein binding.